Molecule: messenger RNA, 7374 nt
Organism: Oreochromis niloticus (Nile tilapia)
Lineage: Eukaryota; Metazoa; Chordata; Actinopteri; Cichliformes; Cichlidae
Gene: arhgef10la
Product: Rho guanine nucleotide exchange factor (GEF) 10-like a
Exons: 27
Coding region: 418-4287 (1289 amino acids)
Biological process (GO): positive regulation of stress fiber assembly; SREBP signaling pathway; actin cytoskeleton organization
Cellular component (GO): cytosol
Molecular function (GO): protein binding; guanyl-nucleotide exchange factor activity
Source: RefSeq, a predicted model, not a curated record
CAGCAGGGGUCUGGAGAGUGGGAGGAGGGAGAAAAACCAAAGAAAGGACAAAAUAAAACUGGAUGAGCUGAGGGGUGGCGGGUGGGGGCAAUAAAAAAACGAGAGGGGAGACAGAGGGAGGAACCGAACCAGGCAGCCAAGAGAGGCAGCGAAAAAGGGGAGGGAGCAAAGAAGGUUACCUCAUCUGGAACUGUACACACGGUGCAGGGGAGAAGUUGUGGGAAAGUAAACAGGACAGGAGAAUUCCAAUCUGUGUUCAGCCACUUGCAGCCCUCAGAGGAGACUAUAAAGAUGAGUGUGCUGGAGCUGGAGCUGUGGUAAAAGCUGAGAGUUUAUGGGAGGCUACCAGGAUUAAAGGGUCAUCAGGGAGUGCCUGAAGCUUCUCGGAGGACACACUACUGAGGACAAGGAGCGAUUAUGUCUACUGUGGUGUCUCAGCAACUGCUAAAACAGGAUGGAGAGGAUGAUGACGAGGAGCAAGGAGAAGAGUUUGAGUUUGAUGACAGUACAGAUGAGGAUAAACUUCAGGAAGACAGUAAGACGAUCAUAGACUGUGUCAAACCUGUCCAAGCAUCAAAGCAUGAAGACAACGUGACAUCAGGCAGCAUCUCACAAACAUUUACUGACAGCACACGGCUUCCUACAGCUUCACCUUCUGCUGGGCCAGACAGCGUUGCCACCAAGGAUCCAGCUUCAGUUUCUACCACAGAUGUUCCAGUUACUGAGUCACCCAACUGUGCCUCAGAAGCAGAAGCAGAUGAGCCCAGUGCUUCAGUUCCUUGUGUAGGACAGGAGCUCCAGGGUUUUCCUGUGGCACCAUCAGCUGUGGAGUCCCCGGUCGAUUCAGGAGACCACAGCAAAGAAACCGUCAAGCAAGGCUCGAGGGGCAUCCCUGAAGCCGAACCACCGACGGCAGAGGCUUCGGAGGUGAUCUAUGAUGAUGUUCCAAGCGAAGAACCCCUCUCUCCUGAUGAAGCAGAUAUGAUCUAUGAAGACGUUCAGAGAGACACUGGUGCUUUGGAGGCAGGCAACGGAUGGAGCUCCAGUGAGUUUGAAAGCUACGAUGAGCAUUCUGAUAAUGAGGCCAAACUACCAACAAAGAGCAAGCUCUCUCCUGAAGUGCGUCGGCUGAGGGAACGGUGUGCCAGGACCAAACGAGAACUGGCCAUGAGGCUGUCUGGAAAGCACAACUAUGACAUCAAGGUUCAGCAGCUCAUGAAGGCGGCAAGAAGCGGAACGAAGGAUGGGCUUGAAAGGACCAAAAUAGCCGUCAUGCGAAAAGUUUCCUUCCUGCAGAGAAAAGAUCAAUUGGAAGAGGAGGAUGAUGCAGGAUAUCUGGAUGUGGCUGUGUCAGAAGUGAAGCAUCCUCCCCCACAGCUGAGCCCGAUGCCAGAGGGGCUGACCAGCCACCAGGUUGUCAGGCGCCAUAUCCUUGGCUCCAUCAUUCAGAGUGAGCGCAGCUACCUGGAAUCUCUCAGGAGAAUCUUGCAGGAGUACCACCGACCACUGAUGGAAGCUGAUCCACGCAUCCUGAGCCCACGGAAAAUCCGGCCUAUAUUUUACCGAAUCAGGGAGAUCACCCAGUGCCACUCCAUGUUUCAGAUUGCACUGGCAUCACGUGUGGCCGAGUGGGACAGUACUGAGAAAAUAGGAGACUUAUUUGUUGCAUCGUUUUCCAAGUCCAUGGUGCUGGAUGUAUACAGCGACUAUGUAAACAACUUCACUAAUGCCAUGGCGCUCAUUAAAAAGGCGUGCAUGUCCAAACCAGCUUUUCUGGAAUUCCUAAAGAAAAAGCAGGCAUCAAGUGUUGAUCGGAUCACUCUGUACGGCCUGAUGGUUAAGCCCAUUCAGCGAUUCCCUCAGUUCAUACUGCUCCUGCAGGACAUGCUUAAGAAUACGCCCAAAGGACAUGUGGAUCGCCUGCCCCUGCAGCUUGCUCUCACAGAGCUAGAGGUGCUGGCUGAGAAGCUGAAUGAACAGAAACGAGUAGCCGACCAGAUUGCAGAGACUCAACAGCUAGCCCGCAGCGUUAGUGAUCGCUUGCUCAGUAAGCAACUGAACUCGGAGCAGGGGUCACUCGUCCUUUGUGAGACGCUUAUUGAGACUGUGUAUGGUGAGCGGGGACAAGUCCUGAAGUCGAAGGAGAGAAAGGUCUUCCUCUUUGAUGAUGUACUCAUCUGUGCCAACAUAAAUGUCAAAGGGCCUCCAGAUAUCAGCAGCCUAGUCCCUGUUGGCCCCAAGUACACAAUUAAGUGGAGCGCCCCCCUUCAACAGGUGCAAGUAGUAGAAGUUGGGCAGGAGGGCUCUCAAAGCAAAGACACCUUGUUCCAGCAGAGUGGGGCUAAGAGGCCAAGUGGUACCUUCACGUCAGGUAGAGCAAUCCUAGGCCCUCCACGCCUUUACCAGGAGCUACAAGAGCUACAACAUGACCUUUCUGUUGUGGAAGAGGUCACUCUGCUUGUGGGUACAUUGGAAGGGACAUAUCAGAACCUCAACACCACUGUGGCCCAGGACUGGUGUCUGGCUCUGCAGAGGCUUAUCCGCAUCAAAGAAGAACAGAUCCAGAGUGCUAACAAAUGUCGCUUACGCCUGCAGGUGCCUGGCAGGCCAGACAAGUCAGGGCGUCCUGUCAGUUUCAUGGUGGUCUUCAACACUCCUAACCCCCUUAGUAAGAUCUCUUGGGUCAACCGUCUGCACUUGGCCAAGAUUGCACUACGAGAGGAAAAUUCACCAGGCUGGUUAUGUGGAGAGGAUGAAGGAAAGACGACAGCCCCCUUUUGGUAUCCACUGCUCGCCUGUCACAUGUCUGUCUUUGCUACAAAAUCAACAGAGAGAAAGCUUGAAGCUGCUCUCCACAAUCCUGUUCAUUGUGCGCUGUUGGGCUUCUCUGCAGCAAGUACAUCCUUACCUCAAGGAUACCUCUGGGUGGCUGGUGGAGCAGAAGGUUCCCAAGGACAGAUAGAGAUAUUUUCCCUCAACAGACCCAUGCCACGGGCUGUAAAGAGCCUGCAAGUAGAUUCUCCAGUCCGAUGUCUUGAAUAUGUCCCGCUACCUUCCCCGACUGACGAAGUGGAGUCGGGAGUUCCAAAGACACCCUCGGCAAUCGGCUCUAAUAUUUGUGUUGGAUUAGACGAUGGCCGAGUGCUGGUCUAUGGCAGUGUGGACACUGCAGCACAAUGCUUACUGACCCUCCAUAACCCAGAGGGGUGCCCUGUGCUCUGCCUGAAGCACUCCUCCCGCUUCCUGUUUGCAGGACUGCGGAACGGGACCAUGAUGGUUUAUGGAAGAAAUAACAGUGAUGAUCUUUGGGACCCUAAAUCCCAUAGAUGUGUAAGCCUGGGUACAGAGCCAGUUCGGACACUGCUGGUGUUAGACGACUCAGUGUGGGCGAGCUGCGGGAACUCUGUCACAGUCGUGGAAAUAUCUAGCUUCAACACACAGAAGUUUGAAGUUCAUCCAGACCCACGGGUCAGUGUUGCACACAUGGCGUGUGCUGGUGGAGGGGUGUGGAUGGCGUUCUCAGAAGGUUCCUCCAUUCGUCUCUUUCACACUGAAACGUUGGAACUUCUGCAGGAAAUCAACAUCUCAACACGCUCAACGUUCCAGACCACUGGUCAGAAGAGCAUGCGAGUCACAAGUCUUCUAAUUUGCCAGGGGCUGUUAUGGGUGGGCACAGCUCAAGGCUUAAUUAUCACUCUUCCAGUUUCCAAACUGGAGGGCAUCCCCAAAAUAACAGGAAAGGGAAUGAUCUCACUAAAUGCCCACUGUGGGCCUGUGGACUUUUUGGCGGCCACCGCAAGCUCUCUGUCUCCUGAACUUCUAAAGAGGGAUUCUGUUGGGGAUAGCCCAGACUCUGCAUGUGGAGGUGAGGAUCGCAGUGACAACUCCUCUCAGGAAUCCCUGCAACCAUCCAGCUCCUACCAGGGAGAGGGGAGAGGCAAAGGGCGUGGCGUUCUGCUGCAGUAUAAGCUGCGCUCCACGUCGGGACUGCCCGGACGGCCGUUAACGGCGCUGGGCGACGAGGCGUCGGACUCCUCGCUGGAGUCUUUAGAGCACAGUGUGGAAGACGGAUCUAUCUACGAGCUCAGCGAUGACCCAGAAAUGUGGGUCCGGGGACGCACUUGUGAAAGGGAUGGGGGCCGCAGGGACAGGGUGAUUUCUGCUGCAGUUAUCUCUGGAGGAAAAGGUUUUCGCAGACUGAAGGAGGGAGCAGCAGCAGGUACUAGGACAAGUGGGGAGGGUUUAGAGAAUAUUCUUAUGGUAUGGCAGCUCCCACUGACAGUGUGAUGUGGCAAACUUAUGUGUAUUCAUAGAAUUCUCCAUAGCUUAGGCUUGAAUCACCUACUCCAUAAAUUCUGUACAUUUGAGUAUAUGAUGGGAAGGCGGUGCCUCUGUCCCAGAGCAUGACAUGUUAUGUUCGAACCUGUGAAAUAAGCACGCUAAUGAGUUAAUGCUGCUUAUAAGUCAGCCCAUAGGAUCCUUUGAAUGUUUAGGAUGGCGCAUCAUGAUCGUUCCAGCAGAGGCACAGGCCACUACAGAUUAGGUGUGUGUUGUGGGAUUGUUUUGAGCAGCUCCCUGCCUUAGUUAAGACUGAUACGCCACAAUUUAACCUCAUCAUUGCUACAUGUGCUGUGCCACAUCUACUCAGUGCAAAGGAUUUCUGUGUGAGCACCCAUGGACACGACGCCUUUGAGAGGCAGCCUUUGUGGAAUCUGCCAUGCUCUGCAGAGUUAGAAAUGGACGUCUUUUAUCUGAUCCUGUGGGAGAGAUCCCAUCUGUUUAGAGCUGAAAGCUGGGGACUACCAUCGCAUCACAAAGCACAUUAGCAUCACUUUAUAAGCUUUGCCAGCUUUUUUCUCAUCCCAUACAAUGUGAAUGUGCGAUACCUUGCAUUGUGUCUCAAAGCUGAAUCGGUGCUCUGGGAAAAAAAAGAAUGUCAUUUUUCUUAUUUUUUUGCAGGUGUUGCAAAAAUUACUCUUGGUUCUUAAAGCUUACUUUGCCUAUAUUAAGGAGAGUCAUCUUAGUACGGUGUUUUAAAAAAAAAAGGAUAGCGAGAGAGAGAAAAAACAUGAUUUGGAAAACUACUUGAUGAGAGUCACAGAUGGUGAUAAUCUACAUUACAGAAUCUAUAAUCACACUGCAAAAUGAUCUAAUUAUUACAGUUUUAUUUGAUCAAAUGAAACUUUUCAGUGCCAGAGCAGCGUAUUAUCUUCCCGCAAUAUUAUAAAUGCCAGAUAUGUGUUUCAUUAGUCACUGGCAUCUAUCAGCAUAAUUAAACAAAUGUGCACCCUGGUUUGUGAAUACUCGGCUCACAUCAGUUGGAAGCCCCAUUCAAAUAUUCAAAGUUAGACUCAAACGAAUGAUGAAAUGAAAGCGCUGCAGCCAUCUAAACUGCUGUCAGCUGUGUACAAAUACAAAUGCUCAUGUUUACAGGACCAUUAAUUUCGGUAACAGAAGAAGAUUCUGACUAAAUAUGUUCUAAUACAGCUACAAUACAAUUAACAGAUGGUCGUGAUGAUGUAUAUUACCAGUGAUAUCACCCAGGACUUUAAGUCAUGGAGAAUUUUUCUUGUUUUCCUUCUGUUUUGCUAAUGUUUUGUAAAUAUUUGGAAUUUUAGUCAAACAUUUUGUCCAUAAUAUUUUAUAAUCAGGAUAUGAAGAUGUCCUUAAACAGCCUGUCAUUCCUUAUGUAUAGAAACCUCACAAUGUUUCUGUGGUUGUCAUGUCUUGAGAUUAGUUGAUUUACAGAAUCUGUUUAACCAAAAAAAUAUAUAAAACUCUUUUUUUUUUUAAAAAUAAUUAAAAAAAAUACAAAGGGAUAAAGUAUAUGUAAUGCAGUGUCCUUAGAGUCCAUCCAUAUUUUUAAACUUGUGAGCACCCAACAGUAUGAGAAGUGUUCAGUGGUACUGUGUGAAGUAUUUGAAAGGUUUUCCUUCAAGACGUCUUAAAGUUGAACACGCGUUGGCAGACUUGUAAACACAGGCUUUCGAUCAUAGAGGAACCUAAAUCAAAAGGUACGUAUUUUACAAUGCACAUUUCUCAUGGUGUGCAGGCACAGUAGGGUGGAGGCCACACAAGUAUCCAACUACGAACUGAGUUUUGUUGAUUUUCAAUAAGCCUGGCGAUGGUUAAGGUUAUGGUAUAUCAUUUUUCUCCACCUCUAUUCUACUUAGCUUUUCCACCACACGUGGAUUCUCAUCUUAUCCCUUUAUCGCAGAAGCAUGAAGUUCAUGUUUUGUAUUUCCCUGAGGCACAUCGAGGUUUAUUCUCUCUUUUCUUCUGCUCCUCACAAGUGAGAUUCAAAAAACGUUUUAAACAUCCCGCUGUCAGCCAGAAUCAUUCAGGAAAAAGAUAAAAUAAAAUAAAAUGAUGUAAACUGUCCUUGGAUGCUGUCAUCUAAAUGUAAAUCUAAAUGUCACAUCAGAAAUGUAUAUUUUAAUUCAUGUGAAAUUCAAUGCGGCUGAAGGCACAUAACUCACAGUAACUGUAGGGAUUGUUCAUUCAGCCGUUUUUAGGGUUAUUUUUUGCCUCGACUGGAGGGGGAAUAGACAGCAAACAUGGCUGGAAUCAAACCAGGAGUAUUGCAUUUGGCUACUAUGGCACUUAACUUAUUUAAACAGAGCAUAAAUGUAAUUUCUGCAAUAAAAGUUUCAUAUCACAUAUCAACCUUGGCAUUUCAUUUGCUUACAGUAUUGGCCUGCAGGUAUUAUCCAUGCACUGAAUGUUAAUACUCAAGAAUGAACAUAAUGUAUUACUAAUUAGAAGUUCUACUGUACUAAACCUGUUUCAUUUUAUAUAAAGGACUGCAACUCUACUGAUGUUUUGAAAUAAGAGGCAGUUUACACAUUGUUUUCUUCCUGUGGUGAUCUAUAUAAGUAGAUUUGACAAUUAUUUCUUUGAGCUAUGAUAACAUUUACUCACAAAGAUGCUGAGAUUUGACAACAUUGUGACAGUACUGAAAGCAAGAAGUCUCUGUUGUAAACACCCAUCGCCUACUGUAUUUGAUGUCGUUGUACGCAUAAUUUUCCUGUGCAGUGAAGCAUUAUUACUGUCAUAAAAGAUGCAUUCACCCUAAGUUCCUCCUCUUAGGUUUGUUGGCUUAUUUACAGGCUUCAUUGUCACAUAGUUCCCAGAUCUCAGUGACUCAUUACUUUGGCGAGUGGAAUAUUAUCAUAGCUGAUAGAAAUGUAACGUCAAUAAGGUUAGAAAAGCGAUGAAGAAGAAUUAUACUUCAAGUAAUAAUAUUGCACUUGAGUGGCCACAAGCAUAUAGGAAAAAAAUGCCUGUUUCCUUUUGCUGCAAUACUUCAAUGUUACAUGUCUAAAUAUUGUCUAAUGUGCAUAUACUAAAUUAAAGCAUUUCAUUGAAGAUGAA